CCAAUCAGAAGAGAGGUAUUCACUUUUCAAAACCUGCCCGCCAUCUUGCAUGCCGUACGCGUUGGGCAGGUAAACGUUAUAUAAUAUAAAUAUUGCGAAUCAUUUUGUGUCUGGACAUAGCAUUUUCUGGACUUUCGUAACCCACCUUAAUAUAAAGGAUGGACUCUCGCUUCGCUCACCUGUACAAGCGGGACAGCAGUGUGUCUAUGAUCCGGCUGAAGAUGUCCAGACGCCGGUCUCAAUCUCAGAAAGCAAACCGAGAGAAGAUCCAGAACCUGCGCAGACACCUGGACCAUCUGCCGGAGAUAGAGUUCUCAAUGGAUGCAUCCAGCCUCAUGGCCACCCAAGACAAAGCACCAAAAACAAAGGCAGCUAAUGAUGUAAAUGCUGCUGCUGAGGAGAGAAAGAAGAUGCUUGCUCGUUACAAAGAAAACAAGGUGCUGCAGAAGGAGAAGGAAAAGCGGGACAAAGAAAAGAAAGGCGUGUUUAAGGUCAGCCUGUAUAAGCCACAGCCACUCGGGUAUCUGCCUUCAAACACUGCUGGAAAAAGCAGAGCCAAGAUCACAGAAACUAACCAGUCCACACGAGUGACCCGCUCAAUGAUGCAGAAUCAAAAGCUAGCAGCAGACAGACAUGCUGUUCCAAAGAAAGUUGAAAAUGCAUUGAUCACCAGAGCUUCAGCCAAGACCAACUCAAAAUCUGUGACUACCUCCAAAACCAGAGUAGCUACAGUUGAACCGUCUGUAAGACCUCCAAGCACACGAUCAGCUGCUAAAACACCGGCAGCUGUGGUUAAACCAGUUACUGAUUCAAGGGCUGCAAAAACAAGAUCAGCUGUUAAAUGUCCUGUAGCGCCCUCUUCAGGCAAAGAGAAAGAUGUACAAGGCAACACAAAGGCAAUUAUUGGAAAUAAGACUGCUGAGAAAAAGGAAACUGCAGUUGAUUCUUUGAGACCUGAGGAAGAGGAACCCAAAGCAGCUGCCCCCUCAUUUGCCCCUCAGGGAUUCGUGUUCCAGGCUCCUGUUGGUCUAAGGUCGUUCGAGCCUGCACCCCUCUCUCCACGUUCAGCCAGCACCUUCCUCUCACCGAGCAUCCUUUCUGAUGGCAACGUGGAGCCCACAUUCCCCUCUCCCCCAAAACCUGUUCUCCCUGCUCCUUCCCUCUCCUCCCCUCCACCACCUCUGUCAACCCCUCUACCAGAUCAUCCUGCAGACCCUCCCUCAGUGUCCUCUCCCCCUCCUGCCCCAUCCAUCUCCACAGCACCAUCACCUCCCUUGGCCCCCUUGGAGCCACAGCAUGAUGUUUCCUAUUUCAGGGCAGUGAUGGCCAGCGAGACUGAGUGUUUGACUGGACUUUCUGAGCUCUGGGAGGCACGAUUUGAUGAUACUUCUGUCCCUGAGGAGACGCGAGACCAGAUGCGUACGGCUGUGGGCCAGGCCAGAUUGUUGAUGAAAGAGCGCUUUGGUCAGUUCAGCAGACUGGUGGAUGACUGCGACUUGGGCCGUGGAGAGAAAAUAACAACCUGUACUGACUUGCAGGGCUUCUGGGACAUGGUGUACUUUCAGGUGGAAGAUGUUUACAAGAAAUUUAACGCCUUGAAAGAGGCUGAAGCAAGGGAGUGGAAAGAGGAAGUCAGGCCUGUUGCCAGAAAAAGAGUGGCCAAAAAGCCUCCUGUUGUGGGAGGGAAGGCUGGAACAGGUGCCUGUGCUGCAGCGAAGAGUCGACUGGCUGCUGUAAAGGCCGCCAUGAGAGCCAAGCAGGCUGAACAGAAAGCCACUGAGACUUCAGACAACAUCCAAGACAACUCGAGCUCUGUUCCUGCAGCCCCUACCAUCUCACUGCCUGCACAGACCGUGGUGUUUAAUGGAGGCUUCUUCCAGGUGGAAAGUCCAGUCAAGCCAUCAGCUGCUGUUAGAAGAUCAUGUCGAACCAGUGCGGUUUCUUCACCCUGUGUUUCUAAGUUCAGCACUCCAGGCAGACAGUGCAGAUCUACUGCAGUUUCCACACCAACCAUAAUCUUCAUGAACACAAAAAUUUCCACUCCUCUACGUUCUGCUGAGGCCCUCCCACAGUCACCCAGAGCUCCUCAGAUUGGUCCUGACCACAACCAAAAUGUUUCGCCAGACACAGAGACCUGUUCCAAUAGCCGUAUUAACUUUGAUUUAAGCUCUACUUGUACCCAACACACCCAACCAGAUACCAGUAAUGGACCAGAAAACAGUCCAGUAGCCCAAACACAUGACUCCCCCAGCCGGUGUGAGUUACCUGUUGAUUCUUUAGAACCUCAGCAUGAAGAAUGCAUUCCAGAGUCUAUGCUCAGUCCUUCUUCCCAAGAGGAACCACAAGAGAACAUCUCUUGUGAAGUCUCUGAAGAGAGUUUGCAUGUCCAGCCUGAAGCAGAUGCUGGUCUAGAUACUCUGUCCCAGGGCUCAUUAGAACCAGUGGAAACAGAACCCAGUAUCUGUGCACCUGCUUCCCCUACCCUGAUGCUCUCCACACCAACCAAAGAUCUCACAGUUUCUACAGCUCUCUUUAAUGAGUUCAUUAAUGGAUCUCCAACCACUAUGGAUGUUGAAAUGACUGGAAAUCAAGAUGCUGAGGGUGAUGCUGGCUUGGACAUUGAGCGUUACCUGCAGCCAACAGUGAGAUACAGCAUGUCUCUUGCACAGAGUCCUGCAGCAGAGAGGUUCUCUUUUGGGACAGUGGAUGCUGAGAUGGAGAGUCCGGUGACUCAGGCAGAGGAGCGCCCGCAUGAUGUCUUGGCAACACCUACAGCUUUUCCCGGAAUGGUGUUCUCACCCCAGAUCAGUCAGAUGUCAGAGAAACUGUUGCUGUUCUCCCCAGAACGGAAGGAGAAAGUGAGACAGUCAGUGUGUGAACGUGACCUGAUCACAUUCACACCUCCCACAUACAAAUAAAAGCACAUCCACUCAUGUGCUUGGAUGUGGAUCAUCUUA
Molecule: messenger RNA, 2957 nt
Organism: Cyprinus carpio (common carp)
Lineage: Eukaryota; Metazoa; Chordata; Actinopteri; Cypriniformes; Cyprinidae
Product: DLG associated protein 5
Biological process (GO): regulation of mitotic cell cycle; signaling; centrosome localization
Cellular component (GO): spindle pole centrosome; nucleus; cytoplasm
Molecular function (GO): microtubule binding
Source: RefSeq, a predicted model, not a curated record